AUGGUUGACUUCAAACUUUCUCCUGCUCAGCAAGAAGCCCGACGCCAUGCUCAGGCCUUCGCCAACACAAUCCUCACCAAAGCUGCAGUAGAGUACAACGCCCAGAAAGACCAGUUCUCUCGCUUUCAGGCUACCAGACCCUUCUACAGGGAAGCUGUUCGCCAUGGUCUGAUCAAAGCUCAAGUUCCCAUUCCUCUUGGUGGAACUAUGGAGGGUCUUGUUCACGAGAGCAUCAUCCUUGAAGAGCUCUUUGCAGUGGAACCUGCUACUUCACUCACCAUUGUCGCUACUGCGCUUGGUCUGAUGCCUUUGAUUCUUAGUGAUUCAACUGCCCUGCAGGAGAAGUUCUUGAAGCCCUUCAUCUCUGGCGAGGGUGAGCCUCUGGCCAGUUUGAUGCACUCUGAGCCUGGUGGAACGGCGAAUUGGCUGCAGAAGGGAGGCCCAGGUCUUCAGACCACAGCUAGAAAGGUUGGAGAUGAAUGGGUAAUUAACGGUGAAAAGCUCUGGCCCUCUAACAGUGGUGGCUGGGACUAUAAAGGGGCUGAUCUUGCGUGCGUCGUUGUCAGAAUCUCAGACGAUCCAUCCAAGCCUCAAGAUCCCAACGUAGACCCGGCAACUCAGAUUGCUGUCCUCUUGGUAACUCGAGAGACUAUCGCCAAUAACAAGGAGGAAGCCUACCAGGUCCUGGGCGAACCUGAACUUGCCGGCCAAAUCACCGCAUCUGGUCCCCACACUCGCUUCACCGAGUUCCGUGUUCCUCACGAGAAUCUUCUUUGCACCCCUGGUCUCAAGGCACAAGGACUGAUCGAGCAAGCCUUUGCCAUGUCAGCUGCUCUCGUUGGCGCCAUGGCGAUAGGAACUGCCCGCGCAGCCUUCGAAGAAGCUCUCGCCUUCGCCAAGUCCGAUACUCGCGGUGGCUCCAAGCCCAUCAUCGAGCAUCAGAGUGUAGCUGACAAGCUUAUCGACUGCAAGAUUCGCCUUGAGACCAGCCGUUUGCUUGUGUGGAAGGCGGUUACCACUCUCGAGGAUGAGGCUCUUGAAUGGAAGGUCAAGCUUGAGAUGGCUAUGCAAACAAAGAUCUACACCACUGAUGUUGCGGUCGAGUGUGUCAUUGAUGCUAUGAAGGCAGUUGGUAUGAAGGCCUAUGCAAAGGACAUGUCUUUCCCGAGGUUGUUGAAUGAUGUUAUGUGUUAUCCGUUGUUUGAUGGAGGAAAUGUUGGUCUGAGACGACGACAGAUGCAGCGUGUUAUGGCUUUGGAGGACUAUGAGCCUUGGGCAGCGACUUAUGGACCCUCCAAGAUUGAUAAGUCACGUCUAUGA
Molecule: messenger RNA, 1320 nt
Organism: Fusarium mangiferae
Lineage: Eukaryota; Fungi; Ascomycota; Sordariomycetes; Hypocreales; Nectriaceae
Exons: 2
Coding region: 1-1320 (439 amino acids)
Biological process (GO): butyrate catabolic process; fatty acid beta-oxidation using acyl-CoA dehydrogenase
Molecular function (GO): flavin adenine dinucleotide binding
Source: RefSeq, a predicted model, not a curated record